AGACAUUUAAACUUGGACGGAUCAUCAUGAUUUAUAAUGAAACCAAAACGAAAGUGCUUUAUCGAUAGACAACGAAAAGAUAGAGAUAAUCGGAAAGGGGGCGACGAAAGACAUAAAACGAAAAGUUUGGAGUUUUGGCCCACUAUUCGAUAUGAUUUUAAUCCAAUUUAGUAGACUUCGUUACUGACCCUUCCCAGUACACGCCAUUGGUGUGCACACGACAAACCACAUCUUUUUUUUUCACCGUUACUACAGAAGCAUGCCUAGCUUCUCUCUUUCUGUUUGCUCAUCACUCGUUUUUUCCCCGCCAACAACGCCGCCUUUUUAUGGGGGAGCUGGCGACACUCUUACUUUCGGGUCAAUUCAUGCAUGCGGAUGAGGAGCCGCAUGUCUCAUAUGGCACCAUACACCGGUUUAUUUUUUCCUGCGUUUGUUCAUUUUCGGGGGAACUUCCGAUGAUGGACGAUGGGGCACAAUGACGACCAUCACAACGUACCACGACGUCGGAGAGCGAAGUUGGAGAAAUGAAUAAGGUUUUGGUCCGUCGGUAGGGUCCGAUUAGUUCAAGUUCAAUAGUUGGCUGAUCGGCGUGUGCACGCUUCUCCCUACCAGUAUGACAUCGAGGGGAAAUCUAGUGUUGAUUGUGGCGUUCCUGGCGGUCGGAAGUUAUUUCCUUGAAGUGGUUCCGGUCACAUCCGGUGGUUUAUUUCAAACGUAUGGCGAACGAUGGACCAAUCGCUUGGAAAACGAAGCUCGAGAAAAUGAGGUGGUUGUGCGAAAUGGGAAUGAUUCCGACAUAGGAGUGCAGGAAAAUGGAGACUGGAAGGCGCCUUCCACGAAUCAAGGCUGGUGGACGUGGUUGACUAAUGUAUUCCGGUUGCCGAUUGUCAGCGUAUUUGCGUAUCGAGCGGAGCCAACGAAUUGCCCCGUUUGUUCUUGCGGCAUAAACAACAACAAUUCUCGCAUAGUCGGUGGCACCAAAGCCAAGGAGGGCAAAUAUCCCUGGAUGGUUGCCCUGUACUAUAACAACCGAUUCAUAUGCGGAGGAACGCUGAUUAACGAUCGCUACGUCCUAACGGCAGCCCAUUGUGUUUUCAACACCGACCGUAGUCUGUUCUCGGUGAAGUUCCUCCUGUAUGAUCGUGGACGCCCUGCACCGGAAUCGUUCGAAAGACGGGUUUCGUAUAUUAUGACCAAUUGGUUCGUCAAUGCGGUGGUGUUCAUCAUGAACGAUUUAGCCUUGCUCAAGCUAAACGAAACGGUUCCGAUCACUGAUCACCUGUAUCCGGUUUGUAUGCCUGUGGAGGGUGAGACCUACGCUGGAUUCGAUGGUAUCAUCACCGGUUGGGGAAAGCUAGGGAACUUCACAUUCCCCAGAACGCUACAGGAAGUAACCGUCCCGAUCCUGUCCAGCGAAGAGUGUCGGAAUCAAAGCGAAUACUAUAAGUUCCAAAUCAACGAUCGAGUACUUUGCGCGGGGCUUCCCGAGGGUGGUAAGGAUUCUUGUCAAGGCGACAGCGGGGGACCCAUGCACAUCACAGAUCCCAUCACGGACAAGUACAUCCUGGCAGGUGUGGUGUCCUACGGCUACGGAUGUGCAAAGCCCAAAUAUCCGGGGAUAUACGCGAGGGUAAACAGAUUUCUGUCGUGGAUCAAUUUCAAUACCCGAGACGCGUGCUGGUGUAGUUGACCGAUUAUAAUUUGAAUAAAUAAGCAUUUGAA
Molecule: messenger RNA, 1722 nt
Organism: Aedes albopictus (Asian tiger mosquito)
Lineage: Eukaryota; Metazoa; Arthropoda; Insecta; Diptera; Culicidae
Product: trypsin-1
Exons: 4
Coding region: 614-1690 (358 amino acids)
Biological process (GO): proteolysis
Molecular function (GO): serine-type endopeptidase activity
Source: RefSeq, a predicted model, not a curated record